This is a messenger RNA of Kickxella alabastrina, 1184 nucleotides long. RefSeq lists its product as uncharacterized. The coding region runs from base 139 to 1053 and encodes 304 amino acids. The transcript has a single exon. NCBI's taxonomy places the organism in Eukaryota, Fungi, Kickxellomycota, Kickxellomycetes, Kickxellales, Kickxellaceae. The record is from RefSeq and is a predicted model, not a curated record.
CCUGGUGGGCGGCCGGGCUGCCAGGUACAAAAGACGCACGAUGAGCGCCGUCAGCGACUCAGCAUUCGAGCUUGAUGCCUUUGCAAAACUUGCAAGCUCGGGCAGCGUCAGAGCUGCACUGGCGACCUGGCAUUUCCCAUGUCGCGCAGUGGCAAUGGCGGAAGCGGCGGCCGCCUUGACGACGACAGCAGCAGCGGCCGCGCCGGGUCGGGUGGCCUGCACUCCGAGUGGGACUGGGGCGUCAAGAUCACGCCCACGCCACACACCGGCGAAAUCGCCGCCGAGCCCUCGCUAGCCGUCAGCAACAGCAACGACAUCAACGGCGUCGACGACAAGACGGCUGCCGACGUGCGCCAGCCGGGUGCCAGCGAGCAACCCAAUAAGCAUGCACUUGAUGUGUCCGCGCUCCUGGAGGCAGCAGUAACCCGCAGGUCGGCCAGCUCGUCGCCGGUUCUAGAGAUUUCAUUGUGUGGAAUCGAGGCCUUGCAAGUGGCUGUCGAUGCGACUUACCAGCAGCGCAUAUUUGAUGGUGCACGCGUUCAGGCGCAGACAUUUGAAGCCGACCCCAUUGGUAUCAUCACCAACCCGAGCCUGGUCUUCCGCCAAGUCAACGGCGAGUAUGUGCAGGGCGAGGCUCUGGUCAUUGCGCUGGUGUCGCAGCUUGCCUUUGGUCUGCCCUUGGACCGCUGCUUGCAGUACCAGCAGAGUUCAGUCGCCGGCGGCUCUACCAGCACAGCCGCCGUCAUCACGCUGCCAGGGCUCGCGCAGCAGUCAUCGCAGCUUCGCGUCAGCGGCGCGUCGUCGCUUGAGCCGGCGGCAAUCAACGCUGCCAGCGCGUCAGCAGAGAGGAUUGUCGCCGAGAUCGACAGCAGCAGCCUGAACAUUGGCGAUGAGCUGUCCGCCAGCUCUGCCACGGCGGCAGCGGCCGCCACUUCUGCCGCGUCCUCAGCCGCCUCCACUGCCAGCAAGCCCGAGGGCCGGCGCUGGUGGCGAUGGGGCCAACGCACAGCGUCAACUGCCCAGCCCGACGCGGACAGCGCUGCAGGUUCGUAGCAAAGACUUUGGUUGCAGAGGGGGACCCCGCCGACGCCGUGGCCAUCAGAAUGCCGCUGCAGCCUGUCGAGGCCAUGACCCGUACUCCACGCACGACGGCAUGUCCUCGGCGGAUGAGGCCGGCGGCGCAU